CUCACUUAGUUACCCUCUCCGUGUAGAUCCGCGUCUGUGUUUGUGUGUUCCGUGCAAGAACGCGGAUAGCGACAACGAGAACUGCUGUUCCCAGUGCGAAAAUGUGCAUUGGUGAAUUGUUUUCCGUGUGAAGAAGAGAGGAGAAUGUGCUGCUGGUGUUGAUAACAGGAAGGAAGAAGAACCAGAGCUGGCCAUCCGCGCCCCGCACCAGCAGAUCAGGAUUAGUUGUGUGGUGGCUGUUUGGCGUUCGGCUUCCACAUCGACAGCGCGAUCGCGCUGGUGGGUUAUACGUUUGAUGCUUUCGUUAACAGGGUUCAAUGAGCAAGCAGCAACGGCAGAAUAGUGGCACAAGUCCUACUAUUAUUUCUUCUACUAGUGCCUGAUUCCUUGAUUGGUCUAGAUGCUGAUUUUUCUGCUGUUGCUAUUGUACUUGAACUGUACCUGCGCCCCUCUUUCCCCGUCCACCCCAAAACACCCGCACGACUUUAUGCAUGGAUGCUGUGUACGAGUGCGACGCGGUAUGUGAGGUUGGAGUACAGUAUGCUGUCCUAUGCUGUUCUAGUAGGACUGUUUUCGCGUGCACGCGGGCGUGCGUUUUCGUACAAGUCAACCAACGGGGAAGAAAAAUGUUAGAGCAACGGCCUAUGCGAGGGUUACUAAAAAACUCACUGUUCUCUGCCAGUAUUGACGCAGCUGAAAGAAAGCAAGAGAGCACCUGUUCAUCUCGUCGGCUGUUGGCGGGCUCCUCGUGUAUCGCGUGAACAUCGAAACGUUGAUAGCGGCAUCAGCCACUGCAUCCAUCAGAUUCUUGAGCGCACCAAACUGUCAGCAAAUGGUCACCCUGUAAUCCGCGAGCUCUCUUUCGACGUUUCGUCCCAAUAACCGUUGUUCUUUUACCCAUAAUCCCAGCACAAUACAAGCGUCUUUGAAUUAACCAUUCGAGUGUAGUAAGCUUGAUCGCCAGUGGAAAAUUACAGCGAAAUCACAUCCACUAUCCUUAUAGAACAGUCGUCGUCAUCGUCAUAACAAGUAUUACAAAUCUCUUCCUUCUUAAUAUUGCUCUAGUGCCCGUCGCGCCUCCCUCUCUCGGGCGCGUUACAGUUUUUCGUUAAAUUUGUGGUUAAUAACAGCAGCGUUGCUCCAUCUUUUUCCAUAUAAACAACGUAUUAGGUCUGCGGCACCAACCCAUAACAUGUGCUUUUUCUUCUGAUGGCUGCCUUAACGAUUGUUCAUCGUGCAUUUAUGGUGACCGUAUUCGCCACCAACAAUGCCGAUCUUAAAAGCAGAACUGCAGAAGACUACGUUGCAGCAGACUAACGAUGACAAGCAACGGGAAGUGUCAUUGGAGAGACGCCCCCAUUGGCAGUACUGCUACUGAAUCUAAUCCCCGGCACGGCGAAGGCAAAAGCAGCAGUGACUACAGUCGAGGGAGGCGACUUGUUAUCCGCUAUUUCACUGAUCGGUCUAAGUAGCAUGUUCCCGCUAUAGGGUCGCCGCUAUCCACUAAGAUUAAGAUGAACGGGUUAAUUCGCGCACCCGCUUCACGCCAUGCUGCUGUUUGUGUAGUAGGGCAAUCCGGAUAAUCGGAAAUCUAGCGUAAGACGAUCUGAAGCACACCGUGAAUUACCUACUCAUACAAUGAUUGCAAAGCAUUCAAUGUUUGCUGUCGUUGCUGCUUUCGACAAAAGAAUAGCUAAACAAUUAGCUAAUCUUAAAAGUCGACGAUAGAUUACGGCUGAUUCUGUAUUUGGCAGUGGAUGCUACGUCUAAACGGCUACCUGAUGGGCCCUGAUGAUGUGGCGCCGUUUUCAUUGGCAAUAAUUGCUUGAUUAUUAUACCAGUUUUAAUCGGAUUGCUCAUAUGGUAUGGCAUGCCAACCUGUUUGUCACAGCUCGGCGAUAGAAACGAGAGUUCAACCGCGGCAUAGUUGAACCUCGUUGGGCAUUCAAUAAGAAAGCUGUCAGUGCCUUGAGCAUAUCGGAUUAACCUAUGACGAAAGUAGAGAGAGACAUUACCAGUUUACAAUGUUAUGAUUCUCGAACAGUUAAAGGCUAGGCUUCGCGGCAUUAAUACCAGCUCGUUUGCCGUGUCAAUCCGAUCCGUAACGCUAUCCAACGCAUUGGAAUAGGUUGUAGCAACAUGGAACGGACAUGCCUUGUAGAAGAUGUCAGAAAAUUACAAAUCGAGCUUAUCACAAUAGCAAUACUAUGUCGAAUCUGCACUGGCACAGUUGUUACGAACCGAAUCGAGAACGAAAUGUGCCUGCAGUGGUUAGCGAACUGGUUCUAGAUGCAUUUGCAAGACUACCUCGUAAUGGUAAACCUUCAGACGCUCAGUGGACCGUAUUGGCAGGCUUCGUGGCAGUCCCCACUAGCGAAACUGAAGACGGCAGUGAUUCUGAACAGGCCCAACUGAUAUCUCUGGCCACAGGAACCAAAUGUUUGGGACGUAGUCAACGACGCCCGGAACUCGUUUGCGACUCGCAUGCGGAGGUGCUUGCCCGCCGUCUGUUCAACAGACAGCUGCUGGAUGAAAUCCACGCAAUCUUCACCGGUAAAUCGUCACAAUUUUUGUCUUUUGACUCCAGCGGACUCUGCGCUUGGCGGCAGAAUCAAUACUCAUUAUACUUAUACGUGUCGCGUGCCCCAUGCGGAGAUUCUGUAAUUUGUGAUAAAGAACAAACUACUUUCCCCGCUGCCCUACUUUUGCCCGGCGAAUCCACUGUGUCGUCGUCGUCUUCAUUAAAUGAUGUGGUUGUUCUUGCUGCUGAAACUGCUACUGGCUCUUCUGAUAUUCACCGCACAGGCGCCAAGCCUGUUCCUUCUGCUGGUCAAGAUCCUCGCCGCACAGGCAAGGAAUACCACGCUAUCGGUCUACCCCGUACAAAACCUGGUCGCGGCGAACCCACGGACUGCAUGUCGUGCAGCGAUAAAAUAUCUCGUUGGGUGGCGUGUGGCGUCCAAAGUAGGCUACUGGCUACGUUUUUAGCUGGGCCAAUCCCCCUAGCUGGUCUAGUACUUGGAGGCGACGUCUUUGACGAGUCCGCAUUGCGCCGAGCAUUUCUCGAGCGCCACUCAUGUCCUCUUAACACGCUAAAUCUGUGGCCUGCUCCCAAUGCAGGCAAGAGCACGUUCCGUCACGAUCGUAAACAAGGCGCCGAGCGAUGCUCUACGAGCCUGCUCAUUCGCCGAACUGGUCAACAGGAAAUAGCAGUUGACGGGCGGCGUCACGGUAUUGUCAAGAAGCACAUUGGCAGCCCUAAGGCCGAAUUAAGUAUCUGCCGGCGUCAGUUGUUGCUGACGUUCCGGUCACUUGUUCGCGAGUUACUUGAGGGUCAAGGGACGGAAGCAUAUGCGAGACUGGCACCCCUGUUAACGACGAGCUAUGCUGAUACUAAAUUGAAAUCGACACCGGCGUGGCUCACGGAAAGGCGGGCCCUCUUCAAUGCUAAGAUGCUCCACUGGACAACGAAAGACGCUCAGGACUUCUACCCUUAACAUUCACUUUGAGCAUGCUUCGCCAAACUUUAGUUCCGCCAAAGCGUAGUACAUAAAUCAUUGCAGACCCCCUUAUCAACGUUGUCUGUUCGAGUUGUUGAGUCUUACUGUUUAAAUUAGCUAUCAUCAAUUAGCAGGAAUGAACCAGAAACGAUACUUUCUUUAUCCAGGCGAAGUAAGCAUUUGCGCCAAAUGUAUAUUCACCUUACUCUCCUUGAUCAUGAUAUCACUACUGCUACCACAGAAAUAUUUAAUAUUGUACGACAUUAAGCACCGAGGGCAGAUGUGUCUAGCGUCACAAGCUGCAGGUCUCAUCGUUUCAUACUAGAAGUCUUCGAUUUGCAUGUGCAUGCAUAAAAUUUCCCAGCGUCACCGCACUUUCAAAUAAUGUUAUAUAGUAGAUCUGAGACAAUUACAAGAAAUACUUAGUUAAGUUAAAAUAAAGACAUAUGUUGCUGUUGUCAUGCACAGGUCUAUACAUGUGGUUGAGGUUUUUAUUUGUGGCCACUCCUUUCGUAAUCUAGGUUUUGGUUCUACUUGUGGGCAAGUUGAGAUUCUACUCGGCACUAGAAAGCUUAUAAUAAAACCAGCAUAGCUAGUGCGGCUGGUAGACAGGCAGGCAGGCAGGCAGGGCCUAGUCUCUCUGUUAGCUAGGACUAGGCACGUAAAAACAGGCCGCUCUUGAAUGAUUGCCGCAAAAAUUUGAGCGUUGUUGAUGGACGAAGUGCCAUUAGAGGGAGGUGCAGUGGCUCGAUGAGAGAAAGAAGACACCUCGUGGACUAAACACCUGCUUUACUUGCGGGACGCGCUCUUCUGUCCAGUGUUUGCCUGGCCUUUGAUAUGCUACCGUUGGAAGCAGCAGUGGCGCGGGCUCCAUGUCGUGUGUGUAUGCUGCUAGUGUGGUGCGCCGGGAGGCGUCAAGGCUGAUUGGGAGUUUCUUUUUUGGAUAGCUGCCGCCGUUGCUGGCACUGUACUGACUGCUUUUCCAUCUCUGUAGUGUUCCGCCAGAAGGCGCGGCAGCAACGGUAGCAGCUAGCGUUCGGCAACAGGGUCAAGCGAUCACUUCGAGUAGCCGUAGCAAGUCGGUUCCCACUGUAACAUUCCACUCGACUGGCUAGCCGUAUGUACCGUUCAGUGCCAAUCAACCAUGUCGUUAUAUGAUGACUUCAGCGCAUAAUAAUCGAUGGAUGAUGCUUUCUCACGCAUUAUUGCAUGCAUCUGAGCAGCAGCACUCGCCGUAGGCUAGAUAUACCGAUAGGUACUAUUAUGUCGAUCUGUAGAUUUCAAUCAGCACACUAAACCGCCGCUAGCGUGCAUAUCGACUCUGGCGGUGAACUUUUAGCCAUUUUUAGUUGCACGCUAUUGCCGCCGUGGCCGGGUGCCGCUCCUCUCAGCUGUGUGCAGAUGUGCACAGAUAGAUUGAGAGAAUCAUCACUUGAACUAAGGCAUGUGAAACAGAAUAUAUUUAGAAUAAAUAUUUGUAUUACUGUUUUUAGCUUGUUGCGGCUGCUGGUGUGUUGUGCCUUGAACUUAUUAAUGGAAACACGUAGACAGGUAAUUUUAUCUGCAUCAACUACAUAGGGGACAGAGACAAUAAGGGGUCUUAAAACGUAGACAGAAACCCCUAGUUUUGACGUUUUCGGCAAUGGCUGGGCAUAAUGUGUGCGUUCUAAUUUCAUUGUGUGGCCAAUCGUGAGCUUCACCUACAUAACGCUUAAAAUUAUUGCCUUUAGUUUCAUUUAAUUACUGACUGAUGUGUUAAAAUAGACAGUUACGUCAUGCAAAGAUGAGGAAAAGAGGUUGAAAGACGGGCGAGCGUGUUUUGGUGGAAGCCAAAUCAAGACGAUAAACCAAUUUCCUGGCGCUGAGAGAAUCCUGAGCUUCACUGCCAUCUUGCACUUCAUAUGUAAACAAAGCCUAUGCAAGACCUCCAUAAGAGCCUAUAACAUAUUCCUGGUUCGUCUUGUCCUGCUACAUAAAGCGCAAUGAAUAGUUAGUAGACCGUACACCUCAAGGUAUACCUUUUCUCUAACACGGACACAUCCGAUGAAACAAAAUAGAACACAACAAGACAGACAAGUGUAUCUAGACAUAAUUAUUACGAUCUAAUGUGAAUUCAAUAUAUAAUUAAGUAGCUACUUGAGAGCCGGUGGAAUAUCGGCCGGUAGUCAGUCGGCGUUUCCUUUACCAGCUGGAGUGUAACAGAAGGGCUAAGGAGACCUGUUAUUAGUAAUAUUUAAAUGAUACAAAUGCUGUGAUGCGAUCUAUUUGGUUUGUAGUCCACUUUCAGCCUAGAUGAUAGUUAGAUGGCGAUUUAUACAGAGAAAGUAAGUUAUAGUUUAUACGGUGUAGUUUAAACGAAAUUCUGAUUAACCCUUUUGCAGUUAUUAAGCAAUCAAUUUGGCACCGGACCUGGCUUAGACGCGAACGGCAGCAACACGGAGUGCAUUUCUACCUGGAGACUAAAUGAGUGUAAUUGGCUUUCGGCGCGCGCUGAUGGCAGCUGCUGGAACGUCAGAUGGUACUGCAUCGCGAGGCCAAGUUUCAUUGUGUUCCGACUGAAUGUAGUGUUUAGUAAACACAGAAGCACUUCUAACCAGUGUUUGAGUUUCCGCCAACAGAAAAUUGAGUUUUCAGCGACAAGCACACACGAGUUUUGUUAAAGCAGGGGGGAAAGGGCGGCCGCUGGGGGGAAUCUAGACGAGCAUUCUUAGGAUGAGUGUUGCUGUCAUAGGCAAUGCUUGCUAAUUUUUCUAUCAUUACUAACCAGUGGUUUAUCGGCAUUUCAAAGCAGAAGUCAAUGCUACUUCGAAUAGCGUUGACCACCUAUCGCAACCGAUCGUCCGGCAACUAAGUCGAGAGUGCACUAUCGCUACUUCAACGAGAACGACGACGAAGACUCUAAGAUGAUUGUCAAUUUUCUACGCCAGAAAAACUAAAGGAUGGUUUUCCAGAGGUCCAACUUUUUUGUGUUCACUUCACAUCCUUCAUUCUCUGGCUGAACGAGAAAAAUAUAGAACUUUCGCCGUUGUUGUGGUCUUUCAAUAGCAGCGACAACGAAUCGACGCGAACUACUAAAACCGUGCUACUAAGGUAAAAAUUACAGCGUGACGGUGGUAGCCUUACGACUGUGCUGUGCGAAACAGCGUUCCGGCGAUGUGUUAGGAGAGAGCAUAAAAAAACGUGCCAAUGACGCUACGCGCACGCCGCACAAAGCUAAUAUGAAUACCGUGUUUCCAUCAGACGGCUGCUUCCAAGCGCGAAAGGAACUGUGCCCACGCCCGCAUUCGAAUCUAGACCACCACGUGCCCCUAACAUCAGUAGUCGAAUGCGUUAUCCAGUUAUUAUGGGAUCGAUUAAACUAAUAGUAAGAAUUCUACAGACACUUUGUUGACUUCUGCCCGAUGCAGUAACGGUGCCUGUUUAGGGGCUAAUUAUCGUGCGGCCUACUGAUUAGUCACUGCUACCCUCGUAAUCCGUUGCUGCUGCUCUCGGUUGUGAUAGCAGUUCGCAGCAGUCGCAGUAGUGGCCUCGCUGAUUAGGUGUUAAGCAUCGAACGUGGAGUUAACUGACUCACUGGCACAUAACAGCUCAGCUAUCCCUUUAGUUACCAAUGUAAUACGUGUAUUCUUGCUGGCGGUGUUUGAUUAAUAACGAAGUUUUGGCGUAUUUGAAGUCGGUCGAAGGUCGAUUUCAUCCAGGCACGGCAGUGGAAUACCGGUACAGCCAACUCAAGCUACAAGCAUUGCAAACACGUCAAUUGAGAGCUAUUGUGACACCAAAUAGACUUCAAUUUAGCUGCACACAGUGACCCAAUCUUAAGGUUAAUUCUUAAGGCUCUCAAGCAGCUCAAUAAACAAAGUAUUUUCCCGAAUAGGAGAAUGCGGUUUCAAUGUUAAUUUUACCGCCAAAGCCGAAGCUUAUGUAGAGGUGGCACCGUCUUUAUCCUCAUAAGGUUAUGUUUGAGAUCAUAUUUGGUCGCAUCACAAUCUCUGUUUCAAUUGAGAACGAAAAAAUGGUACGUCAUAUAAAGAAGACUAUACUUUGUCAAUAAAUUGUAGCAGUAGCAAUAGUAUUAGGUUCAAAAAUACAGCACUUCCAAAGAGAUCGAAAAAUAAAAACAGACUGAACCCAAAGACCAUCGAGUGUUUAAAUACCAACUUGUACCAAGAAAACUCUAGAACAAUUCAAUGUGUUAAUAAGUUAAACGAAUGGUUAGCCGAUACUGAAUAAACCGGAAAGUCUUAAUUUUACCUAACUGCUCCUACGUUGCCGGUCGUAGUGAUUUGGGUUUUUGAGCAAUUUCACCAUGAUGAUGUGGCACUAUCGAUAAAAAAGUAAACGUGAUUGGUACAAUUUUUAUAUUGUUCGAUAUAGUGCCAUCAUUUACUUUUCCUUAGCUGACUUUUAGCGGGCAUAAAAUGAAAGUGUAGUUUCCCCUGCACGUUCACGCCACCUUCGAUUUUUUCGUCGAGAGAGUUACUGUCACGGGUCAUAUAUAAUUUUAAAUGAAAUCUGUUAGUAUCGAAAGGUGUUACUUUUACACAGAUUUGAACUUCUGGAAUAGGAAUAAGGUAAUCCGCUCCUCAUGAUUUCGUUGUAAAAAAAACGCCCGCUCCGUUUACUGAUCUGUUACGCCGUCAAGGAUAGACCCCGAUAUCUAAAACAUCCUGUAUAUGCUCAUUUGAGACCGGCAUAUGCUGCAAGCCGGUUUUCGGUCAGGCACACAGGAGUCACAUUAGACGCACGACUUUCAGACCACUGACACUGAUUCUGCUAUCAGUAUAUAGUAUACAAGUGUUUGUGAUAGCUUUGUUCUGCUAUUGGGGGGCAGGCAACUGGCCUACGGCAACGACUAUGAGUACAACAACACCGACGCUGUCGUAGCCGCUCGUUAUUCUGGCGACAUACACAGUCAGUAACGGGACACGUCACACCGAGAGGAAGCAACCCGUAAAGGCGAGUAUCAGCCAAAGUAUAGGAGACCGUGUUGCGCUUGAUGCUGCGAGGAGGUCAGCUUGGACGACGGCAGUAGGGUGGUGAUGGCUGGCUAAGAGUGGCGCGCAGUUAUUGUCAUCCAAAGAGAAGGGGGCCGCGCUUGCGACGCAGCGACCGACAUCAGUAGUGGCUGUAAAACUAGCAAUCGGAAGGAAUAGUAAAAGCAGUGAAGGCGGUAUCGGCAGUGUUGGUCGCUGCUUCGUAUCAAGCCGCCUACUACAAGCAAGCAAGCAAGCAAUCAUGACUGAGCGAGCUAGCUAGCUAGCUAGCGAGCGGGCGUCUCCAGUGACAAUAACAUCCGUAAUAUUACUUAGUUGAAUCUGCCAGCUACCAAUCGAGUGAGCUCCCGCCGCAAACGACAACACCAGCGGCGACAUAGCUAUGGCAAUAUUAUGAUCGAUCCAGCCAUCUAGCCCAGUUACCUAUUUCGUCCUGUCAACGGUGAUCUUUGGCAAAGUAGCGACUUACUACUACCAGUGCAACAGCAACAAUCAACCACUACAGCUUGCGCAGUGACGGCUGGCAGUGCGCGAUCCCGUAGAAGGGAAUGGUGGCACCAAGCGUCAUUUUCGACCUGUUAGCCAGCCAACCAGCACCGUGUGGCGACUCUUAUCCGACCACGGCAAGCAGCAGGCAACAGAAGGACACAUCGAGGAACAGCGCUGAAUAGGACUAGUGACGGCAUAACAACAUUAUCAUAAGACAGGUGGUAGCAGGAAGAAGAAAGCCUAGUUCAGGGCCAUCGAUUGAAUCACGACCGCUGGUCACUGCGAUGUCGACAACGACAUCCGAGGACGCUGAGAGACACAAGACAGCAGCUGCAUGCCGCUUGUUAGCACAACGGCAAUAAGAGUAUGGCAAUACAACAAAAUACUAGUGCGAAGUAGGAACACAUGCGGGAGAGGCAGCAAGCAGCUAUCGAACGAGCUUAGUCAACAUAACAUAGGGCGGCAACUAGCUUGAGUGCCACGAAGAGUCUGGCCACAGCGGCACACAAACGCUUAAAAGGGAAACAGGCCUUGUGACAAAAGCGAAACAGCAUACACUGUUACAGAAGCCCUCGAGCCAAACAGGAAGCUUGACAACCUACGCCUGGCUACGAUACAUUCGAGGUGCUAUUUCACGGAAAAAAGAAGGAACAUAAAUGUGAAGUUCGCGAAUGACUAUGAAGACCAGAGAA
Molecule: messenger RNA, 9675 nt
Organism: Varroa destructor (honeybee mite)
Lineage: Eukaryota; Metazoa; Arthropoda; Arachnida; Mesostigmata; Varroidae
Gene: Adat1
Product: Adenosine deaminase, tRNA-specific 1
Biological process (GO): tRNA processing
Molecular function (GO): tRNA-specific adenosine deaminase activity; RNA binding; adenosine deaminase activity
Source: RefSeq, a predicted model, not a curated record